AUGUCGAGCGGCUCGUCUCAAGACAUACGUGGAGAAGCAAUACAUGGCACGCCGCGGUCUGGUCCUGGAUCAUCCUUGGUAAAGACACCAGCACAUUUGAAUAGCUCGGGUCUCCGAAUUGAGUAUGCCGAAGGAAAAGGGCGAGGCGUAUACGCCUGCAGGGAGAUAUCUGCGCAGACCCUAAUCGAGAUCAGCCCAGUCUUGCUCUUCAGUGCGGCUGAAUACGAAGAGCAUGGAAGGCAUACUGUCCUCGACCAUUACACCUUCGUCUGGCGGGACGGGCACAUGGCACUCGCUCUCGGAUUAGGAUCAUUAUUCAAUCACUCCCAAAACCCAAAUGUUUCGUACACCAUCGACCCUUCAACAGAAUCCAUCAAUUAUGUCACAUCUCGGAGAGUAAUACCGGAUGAAGAGCUGUGUAUCUUUUAUGGACACAAGCUGUGGUUUGAUCCAGUUGGUACUACGGAUACAAUGCCUGCCGAUGCCAUAGAGGAGCGCGACGACGGGUGGGGAGGUCUCUCGGGCGUGGCCGACGAUGAAGACGAUGAGGUGGCCCGUGGUGCAAAUGAACCGUUCGACAGCUUCGCAGAUGGGGAUCCAUCCCAGCUCGUACCAGAGGAAGCGUUGCCGUUCAAGCGUUUGAAGCUUACGCCGGACGAGGAGGAAGAAGGCAUGGAUUCAGUGCGUACAGAGGAGGCCUGGGUAGUCGAUCUCCCGGACCCUCGAUUGGCGGCCACGAUGCUUAAAUGGCUCAAACAAAGUGGACUUGACACGCUGUCCAUGGCACAUCUCAAACGGAUACGCAAAGUCGACGAUAAGAUGAGCAUGGUUCUCAUUCUGACCCGUGAACAUCCCCAACCACCCGCAUUCCCUGAAAAUAUCGUGCUGCCGCCACCUUACGUCCUGACCGUCCCGAAAACCGCUGCCCUGACGAUGACUUCGCUGAAGCUGAAAUCAUCACUAUGGCCGACAAUAUAUGCGCCUCGCAAGAGAUUCGAGCCUGAGCCGUGGUCGAGAGGCAAGGUUCGCUGGGCUUGCGAAGCCAUCAAGCAAGUCAUCAAACAAGCGCGAGAGGCGGGCGACAAGGGCGAGAUACCUAUAGCGGCAUACGUACCUGUUCCCUACGACGAAGAAACACGUAUAGCAACACACAUGUAUGAGCCCAUCAGUGCGCACGAUACCCGCACGUCUCUCUGCCAUCCCCUCCGCCACUCCAUCAUAAACCUCGUCCGCGACGUCGGUGAGCUCCGUGCAUCAACCUUGCACCCGUCUUCAACCCCCACUCUCCCCUCAACCCCUGCUUUCGAUACCACCUCUCCCCCGCAUCAGCUCACAACCGCAGAGAAUCGAUCAGUCAAUGGCGCGCACUACCUCCUGACAUCCCUCACGCUCUUCACGACGCACGAGCCGUGCAUAAUGUGCAGCAUGGCGCUCCUGCAUUCGCGCGUCAAGGAGGUUGUCUACAUGAUCCCGAUGGAGAAGACCGGCGGGUGCGGGAGCUUGACUUGUGUGCCACGAUUGGAAGGUGUUAAUCAUCGAUAUGUGGUCAACGUCUGGAAGGAUAUGGGAAAAGAGUGGGUAGAGCAGAACGGGUUAGAGGUGAAUGACGCAUGCGAUGCGUAA
Molecule: messenger RNA, 1623 nt
Organism: Dichomitus squalens LYAD-421 SS1
Lineage: Eukaryota; Fungi; Basidiomycota; Agaricomycetes; Polyporales; Polyporaceae
Exons: 7
Coding region: 1-1623 (540 amino acids)
Biological process (GO): tRNA wobble adenosine to inosine editing
Cellular component (GO): nucleus; cytoplasm
Molecular function (GO): tRNA-specific adenosine-34 deaminase activity; protein binding
Source: RefSeq, a predicted model, not a curated record